Molecule: messenger RNA, 1689 nt
Organism: Phoenix dactylifera (date palm)
Lineage: Eukaryota; Viridiplantae; Streptophyta; Magnoliopsida; Arecales; Arecaceae
Source: RefSeq, a predicted model, not a curated record
UCCCCCUCCACACACACACACAGAGAGAGAGAGAGGGCUUUCCUUCUCUUUUCUAAUGCAUAUGUCUGGUGCAGAAUUCAAAAAAGCUUAGCCUUUUGGUGGUCAUUGUGAGUGCUGUCAAAAGAAGAGACUGGAAACUUUACAAGAACGGUAGGUUCUCUUGACCCUAGAUUUUGCUAUCUUGUGUGGAGACCCUGAACGAGGAGAGUGGAAGCAAAGCUAGGAGAAGGACAGGAGAGCUUCUUCCUUUUAUGUCUGAAUUAUAUUUCAGUAGUUUAGCUUCCCUAUGGUUACUGAGAUUCCUUUCCAAGCUCUAGUCGAGCUAUAUAGCAACACCAGAUAGGAAGAUUCCAUAGCAUUUAUUCUCUUGUGCGGGUGUUGACCCCCUGUAGAAAGAGCUUUAGUGUUGUUCUGGUGAAUUUGGUCUCUCAUACAUAGAUGGGUAACUAUAGGUUUAGAUUGUCUGACAUGAUGCCAAAUGCUUGGUUCCAUAAGCUCAAGGACAUGGGAAACAAGGCAAGGAAGAGCCAGAGCAUCUCACAUUCCAUGAGGAGCUACCCUGCAAGGACAUCACCACCCACACCACCAAAGACAUUCACACCCCCAUCACCACCACACAAACAAGCCUUCCUCCCCAGCAGAGCCUCCUGCUACAUCUCUAGCAGAGUUGGAACAGAGAAGCUCCCCAAUUCCCCCUUCCACCCCAGGACCUCCGAUGGCCACUUGCCCGUGGACCCUCCAAGGAGUUCCAAGAGAAGAAGCAGAAGGAAGGCCAUCAAGCCUCCCCCCACCACCACCAAGCUUGUCACCUCCUCUAUCUCAGCCGGUUGCAGCUGCAGUGUGCGGAAAUCCGAAGCUGUGACCGACUUCCCGGCAGCCGCCACCGAGAGUCCUCUGUGCCACGGCGACCACCGCAUCAGUGGGGACGACAAUGAACACCACAAGUCUAUCAUCGGUAACAAAGUCCAAUCUUGUAGCUGCAGGGUCAGUUCCUCCGCAACCGAUAUAAUCAUUGACAUGGGCACCAGGAGCUCCAUUACUCGAAAAGGUGACAAGGUCAACGGCUGCACCAUGGUCUCUGAGCUCCAACUCCCACCAAUUCUAACGAAGCCGGUGCAGAAGGAGACGGAAGCUGAUAAGUUGGAUGAUGGCAAUAUAGAUGCAAAGCAGGAGGCCUACCACAAUGGCAGUUCUCUCAAGGAGCAGAGCAAGAGCCCGGUGAAGAAAUCCCCACCGGGACUUCAUCGGAUUAGGAUGCGCGCAAACACUCCGAGGCUCGUCGGCAAGAGGGUCCAGGUCCAGCGCAGCCGGAAGAGCGGCGGGUUGGCAAUGACGGAGAAAAUGCAGAAGAAGGGACUGCAGCAGGGUUUCGCAAUCAUUAAGUCGUCAUCAGACCCUCAGAGGGAUUUCAGAGACUCAAUGGUGGAGAUGAUUGUCGAGAACAAUAUCUGGGCUUCAAAGGAUCUGGAGGAGCUUCUGGCUUGCUACUUGUCGCUGAAUUCGAACGAGUAUCAUGAUUUGAUCGUCAAGGUAUUCGAGCAGAUUUGGUUUGAUCUCACUAACAUUAGAUUGUAAAGAAGCAAGAACGGAGUCCCUGAGCGUGGGAUUUCAGAUUUGUAUUAAACUGUAUAGAAUAAGUUGUUACCACCAUGAAAUGGAAUUCGCUCCUGCUAGAGCUUCUUUACAUUA